Messenger RNA from Jaminaea rosea, 1089 nucleotides. RefSeq lists its product as hypothetical. Gene Ontology annotation, cellular component: cytosolic small ribosomal subunit; ribosome. The transcript has a single exon. Gene Ontology annotation, biological process: translation. NCBI's taxonomy places the organism in Eukaryota, Fungi, Basidiomycota, Exobasidiomycetes, Microstromatales. The record is from RefSeq and is a predicted model, not a curated record. Gene Ontology annotation, molecular function: structural constituent of ribosome; zinc ion binding. The coding region runs from base 442 to 849 and encodes 135 amino acids.
AGUUACUGCUUUGACUUCUCAUCGCCACCACCACCUCACCCUCACCGAUCAAGGUAAGCAUCAGGUGCAAGCUCGCGCGGCGACAUCACGUCGCCCAUCAUCCUCUACCUCUCCGCGCCUGUGCGAGAGCACGAUUGGCGGAGUCACAUUCAGAAAGGCGGGAGAAAACCUGGAGAGGGGAUAUCGGGAGGGAAAGAAGCAUAGGGGACGCAUUCAGCAGACGAGGCAGGGUAGCAUUCAAAUUCUGGAUGCUGCAAAGCUGUUACGACCAGAGGCUACUGAGACGCUGAGUGUCGACCUCUAUGCUGCACCGGCCCCACUCGACCUCGACCUUGCACCCCUAGUCGGACUGGAUUCGCAAUCCCCCUCAUCUUCACAUCGUGCACCCAGCUCACACGCAUCCUCUCCCUCCGUUCCCUCUUCCCCAGCCUCUCCCUCAAGAUGACCCACGCCGACGUUUGGUUCAGCCACCCCCGCCAGUACGGCAAGGGCUCUCGCGCCUGCCGUGUUACCGGCAACAACAACGGUCUCAUCCGCAAGUACGGCCUCAACAUCGGCCGUCAGGCUUUCCGUGAGAAGGCUCACCUCAUUGGCUUCGUCAAGGUGAGUUGGCGUGCGAGACAGUGCAGAAGGGUGGGACUGUGGGAGAAGGGUCGGGACAGGGUGCAACGAGGGAAUGUCGGAGAUGGCUGGACAUCACAGCGGGAUAUCCCUGUGAUUAGCACAACAGGCAGACAUGGUGUUCAGGUAGCCGAUGUCGCGAUCAUGGGCAGAGCUGUGCCGUCGCCAUCGCUGCACGUCAGCUGUGCGGGCCAUGGCGGUCACUCGCCUUGUCGCACGACAUAUUGAGCUACUGCGUGGACAGAACGUCCCGUCCUCGUGAUCAGUCGCUGCUCCCUGGUCCUCCUCCCCUCCUGUUUCUGCGUAUCCAUUGAGGCCCGAAUGUUGUCGGCUGACCACAUCCACCCUCUUCUCACCACACAGUACCGUUAAACGGUCUCGACACCACGAGCCUUCGGCUGUCCUAUCUGAGGCUCGCCACGCCUUCACUGUAUUCUGUCCCACUUGACCAAUACAUUCUCACGAUCA